Molecule: messenger RNA, 1177 nt
Organism: Girardinichthys multiradiatus
Lineage: Eukaryota; Metazoa; Chordata; Actinopteri; Cyprinodontiformes; Goodeidae
Exons: 7
Coding region: 312-752 (146 amino acids)
Molecular function (GO): cysteine-type endopeptidase inhibitor activity
Source: RefSeq, a predicted model, not a curated record
ACCCCGCUUCCAGAACAGUCUGAGCUUCACCUGGACACCUGCUCAUCUUCCUCUCCUCCUCUGAGGUUUGCGAGUCCCCAUGAAGGCAACAUUAGGGACGCUGGACGUAGCUUCAAUCCCUGGGAUUAUAGGAUGAAAACUGCCGUCACCGGGAGAUAAGAUGAGCCCACUGCAACGGUCAGUCUGUUCCCAUCUGGGUGUCUCUGGUGCAAUUGUAUUUCUCCUCAUUUGUACUCACGGUUUGAGCAACAACAAGUUUCUUGCACACUUCCCUGGAACAUCUGUGACUGACAAGUUUUUGGAAGGCAAAGAUGUCUCUGCCAUUGUCAGUGCUGAUAUGUCUGUCAGUCUCCCAGCUUUGUGUGGGAGAUCAGCCUGUUGAGGAAGUCAUUACAACUAGAAGAAGAGCGCCUCUUCUGGGUGACUGGUCUCCGAAAAGUCCUGAGUCAGAAGAUGUUCAGACUGCCACUCGACAUGCUGUGAAAGAGUUCAACACACACUCCAAGGCCAAGAAGAUGUACAAACUGGUCUCAGUUAACAGUGCUAAAGCUCAGGUGACCAAUGUGGUUACCUUUAGGAUACACACGAUCCUUGGAAAAACCAAAUGUCUUAAAUCAGAAAACCAUGACUUAGAGAGCUGCAUUUUGGACAAAAAGCAACUGAAUUGCCACUUUGAGGUGACUCUCAACCCCCGCAUAAGCAACUUUGAGUUGCAGGCUAAAAACUGCAGCAAAGUUGUGAAGAAGGUUUAAUUCUUCUUUACACACUGAACAUUUUUAUAUAGUUUCUCAUUUGUGACUGGUUUUAUUGAACAUUUAAUACACACCAAUAACAUUAUGGACCUAAUUAAAAGGAAAAGGUAAAACUAAAAAUGGAUUAAAUACAAUUUGGCUUAGGAUUUAUCUCUUCUUUGUGACUUUUGCUUGUAUAUUGAAGCUAGUAGUGAACUAACUUUAAAAAAUAAUUGCAUGAUAAAAAAUCAUUUUUGUUCAUCACUAGUUUGAAAUACUGCAUUUCUUUUCGUGUAUAAUUGUUUUGUAAUACUUUUUAAAAGCCUUUUCAAUGACAUCCUGACAUCAAAUGAUGCAUUUUUCAUUCUGAUUGCUUGUGCUUUCUCUUACUAUGUGCACAUGUUUUCUUUUAGUUAAAUAAAACAAUACUAAUAUUAAAAAUAAAA